Messenger RNA from Poecile atricapillus (Black-capped chickadee), 3915 nucleotides. RefSeq names its product phosphomannomutase 1-like. Gene Ontology annotation, cellular component: cytosol. The record is from RefSeq and is a predicted model, not a curated record. Gene Ontology annotation, biological process: GDP-mannose biosynthetic process; mannose metabolic process; protein N-linked glycosylation. The transcript is spliced from 8 exons. Lineage: Eukaryota; Metazoa; Chordata; Aves; Passeriformes; Paridae. Gene Ontology annotation, molecular function: phosphomannomutase activity. Bases 261 to 1031 code for a protein of 256 amino acids.
UUAUCAAUGCAGACCCACAGCCCCUCAGUUCCGGGGGGCACGACAGUAAUAACAGCAAAUGUGCAGAGCCGCGCCACACACGCAACUCCAGGCUCUGAAUGAUUGAAGGAAAGAGCCGACGCGGGAAGACCCGCACCUUGGCGCGCCCAUAGCGGAGCAGACGAGGGGUGCCCGGCACGUCGCUGCCGUGCGGCCCCGGAGGGCGGGCGGCCGCCAUCAGCUCCCGCGGUCCCGCCCCCCGCCCGUGGAGCCCGGCCGGGAUGGCGGCGGCGCGGGGCCGGGUGCUCUGUCUCUUCGACGUGGACGGGACCCUGACGCCGGCCCGGCAGAAAAUCGAGCCGGAGGUGGACGCGUUCCUGCGGGAGCUGCGGGAGAGGGUGCACAUCGGCGUGGUGGGAGGCUCCGACUAUGCCAAGAUAGCCGAGCAGCUGGGAGAAGGGGACGAAGUCAUUGAUAAGUUUGACUACGUCUUUGCAGAGAACGGCACAGUGCAAUACAAGAAUGGGCAGCUGGUCUCCAAGCAGGCCAUUCAGGACCACCUGGGGGAGGAGCUGCUGCAGGAUCUGAUCAACUUCUGUCUCAACUACAUGGCGCUGCUGAAGCUGCCCAAGAAACGAGGGACCUUCAUCGAGUUUCGCAAUGGAAUGUUGAACAUCUCCCCCAUUGGUCGCAGCUGCACCCCAGAGGAGCGAAUUGAGUUCUCGGAGCUGGACAAGAAAGAGCGGAUACGGGAGAAGUUUGUGGCAGCCUUGCAGAGGGAAUUUGCUGGCAAAGGCCUGCGUUUCUCUCGAGGUGGCAUGAUCAGCUUUGACGUCUUCCCAGAGGGCUGGGACAAGCGCUACUGCCUCAAUGUGCUCGACGACGAGAGAUUUGACACCAUCCACUUCUUUGGGAACGAGACAACCCCUGGAGGGAACGAUUAUGAAAUCUAUGAUGAUCCCCGCACUGUAGGACACAGUGUCCAGUCCCCCCAGGACACCGUCCAGCGAUGCCGCGAAAUCUUCUUUCCAGAAAGAGCAAACGAGUGCUGACUGCCCGGUCCCUGCAGCCCUGCCCCAGUCCCACCCUCCCCCCACCAGGAAAAGCACCUUCAUUUGAGGAAUCUGCUCAGGGUAGACCAAAAAAGCCACUUUACAGAGCUGGUCAGGAUGUAACAGUGAGUGUAGGUGGGUGGGUGGCAGGAGGGGGUCUUGGCUGAGCAGCCCCUCAGUGCUCCCUGUGGGUGGCUGGGGGUCAUGGCACCAGACCCUCCUCGCCUCCAGAGAAACUUCUCUUGACAGUUCAGCUGUGGUGGGUGGUGAUGCAGAUGCUUUUGUGGUUGGAAAGCAUUUGAAAGGGCCAAAGAGUGCGUGUGUGUCUCUCCUGCAGCUCCCUCUGCUCUUCUUUUCUACUCGGUUUCUCUUAACACUUGUGCAUGAGGGAACAUGUGGCUCACCUUCUUCUCCCCCUUGCACCUUGGCCAGAGAGGCUGGGGCUGCUGAGGCUCGAGGCAUUCACCAGAGCUCCUCUGAGGUAGGAGGCCAGGAAGGCUGUUUGCUGCAAGCCUGUGGUAGGAAGGAGUAGCUGAGAUCCCAGCUUGUUGCACCAUUGUGCUUUCUGAUGUCACCAUGUCCUUCCCCUCAGUGCCACAGUGUGCCAGUCCGUCCCUGCAGAUGACCUGGGAACUAUAGCUUUGACAUGACUGGGCUGCUGCUCUGAAUUUUGCUUGGGUGCAUGAAGAAACCAGUUAUUCUCUUUUGCUUACAAAGAACACCUAGAGUUUAUUCUCUAUAUUAUUCUCUAUUUUCAAGUCAGACCUUGCCUGUCACAGGUGAAGGAUCCUGACGCUUCAUGCUAUGGAACAGUUUGGGGUAGAAGGCUUUCCACUGGUCUUCCUGCUCCUGUGUCCAUUGGGCAUCACAGAAUUGUUAGGGUUGGAAGGGACCUCUGGAAAUCAUCUAGUCCAACCCUCCUGCCAAGGCAGGGUCACCCUGAGCAGGUGACAGGAAUGUGUCCAGGUGGGUUUUGAAUGUCUCCAGAAAGGACAACUCCCCAGUCUUCCUGGGCACUCCUUGUUCCAGUGCUCUGCCACCCUCAACAUAAAGAAGUUCUUCCUCAUGUUGAGGUGGAGCCUCAUGUGUUUUAUUUUAUGGCCAUUCCUCAUUAUCGUGUUUGGUGGGCACCACCAAAGAGAAUCUGGCACCAUCCACUUGGCAUCUGCCUUUAAAAUAUUUAUAUACAUUAAUGAGAUCCUCUCUCAGUCUUCUUUCUCUAGAUUAAGCAGGCCCAGCUCUCACAGUCUCUCCUCAUAAGAGAGAUGUGUCCUUAUAAAACCUUACCCAGGGCAUUUGUAAUAGACCAAGUCUCCUUCCCUUCCCAGUGCUCAGCUUUCCAGAGCUCAGCUUUCUCUCAGCUGCCAGGGACAUUUUCAGCAGAGGCCAACACCAGCCAUACCUGGUACCUGGAGGUACCCGCUCAGCAGUGCCCUCCAAGCUUGCUCUUCCCCCCAUCUCAUCCCACACACUCAGUUUACAAGCUCACCUUUAGAGAGACAGGAUGUCCAGUGCAAUUGUCAUAUGUCCUGUUCCUCUCCCUGGAUCUUUGUGGGUUGCAAGCCCACAUCUCUCCUUCAGCCUUAGACCUUCUCCCUCACACUGUCCUUUUAUUCCGAGCAUUUGCAUUGUGGUGUGUGGCCACAAUGGUGACACGUCCUGACUUGGUGCCCAAAAGGAGCUCAGGGAUCCCCACCAGGGAGAUGUCAUGCUCGUAGCUCCCCAGGGUACACAGAUCUGGUGUUUGUGGACCUGGAGAAUGUUGGAGGUUCCUACAAACUCUCCCUCAUUGUUCCCCAGGAGUCUUUCUCACCCCAUCCCUGCUGGUAUGGCACUGCCCCGUCUCUUGGUCCUGUUUUCUCUCCCCUUUUUCUUCUGUUCCUAGUUUCCUCAUCAUGGCUCUCCGUUUUCCACCGGCGGCUGGACUGCAGAGAGAAGUUCCUCAACUGGCAACCGCCACCUACGCAAGGCACCACCAUCCUCCUCAGGCGAGAGACACUGGUGCUUUUAGGCCCAGGGCAGGGCUCCCACACUGCCAUGGGCAGAGUCCCUGGUGGCCCUUGGCACUGCUGCCUGGCCCCAGGAGCAGGGAUACUGCAUGACCAGUGCUGCUGGGGUGCUGUCUCCUCCGCCUGACUGCACCUCCUAACUACAACACAUCAGAUCUCUGAUGCAAUGCAUUUGCAUGAGCACAGUGGUCUGCCCAGCAUCCAGAAAUCCCCAGCAAAUCCACAAAUUCCUCCUUCUACCCAGGAAAGAUUUCUGUGUGGGAGAAGAGGACCUGUUGGAGAAGCUUGUAUGCAGGAUACCCUUUGCACAGGUCACGGGUUUUGGCCCUCCACUGCAACCUUUGUGGUGGAAUUGUGUUUUGUGAUUCCCUCCUCUCUGUUUCACUGUGGAUCAGGUUAUGUGUGAGUCUUGGGGAGUUCAAUUUUUCCUGUAAGUCUAUUCAUAGCCAGCAGGACCUCUAGAGAGCUUAGUGAUGAGUGAAGAGCAGGGUCUGGCCCUAAUGGCACGGGGCCAUGGUGGCUUUGGGGGUUGAGGUGACUUGCACCUUUGAAGGGAAAGGCAUUUCAUGCCUGUCCCUGAGACCCCUUUCCUGUGAUGCUCCUCUCAUGGUGGGUGCCCAGAGCGUAAGUGGAGUUUUCUCCCCAUGGAUGUGAGCGAGCAGACGUGGCAGGCCCCACGCCUGGGACUGCCUUGCUGUAUGGAUCCAUAUCAGUGUGAGAUGGGCAGUUCCUGUCUGGCUGAUGACAACUGUUAAAUGAGAAAUUUAUUUAAAUACACAGAUAUGUAUAUUAAAAAAAUGAAAAUCAAUCCUAUUAAAGCCACAACACGCAGCAGUUGGAGGCAGUGUGUGCUUUGUGCUGGGCUGUGCGGGGUG